CCCAAAAAAGCGGACUUGUCAACAAAUGAGCUCUUAUUUUGUCAACUCAUUCUGCGGUCGCUACCCAAAUGGCGCGGACUUCCACGUCCAUAAUUAUGGCGAGCAGAGUUCGGCGGAGGAGCAGUACCGGGACUCCGCGGCCAUGCACUCCGGCCGCUACGGCUACGGCUACAACGGGAUGGACCUAACGGUCGGCCGGGCCGGGAACGAACACUUUGUGGGCGGCGAGCGCACCGCGGCCGCCUUCUCCCCGCCCCCGGUGGAGCCGGGCAGGUACACGCAUUCCUCCGGCGCCUCCACCGGCGGCGCCUCGUCCCCUCCCGCUGACCUUCUGCCGGUGGCCAGCUCCACGCAGGCCACGGAGCCUCGCUCCCGCGGCGUGAAAAACUCACUCCCGAGUCCCUGUUCGAGCUCCGGGUUGAUGCACUCCGCGCCCAAGGGGGACGAGGAGAAGCCCGCCGGGAGCGCGCCCGGCACCCCGCAGAACGUCAGCGACACGGCGCAGCCUCAAAUCUACCCGUGGAUGAGGAAACUGCACAUAAGUCACGAUCUCUCCGGGCCGGAAGGCAAGCGAGCGCGGACCGCCUACACCCGCUACCAGACCCUGGAGCUGGAGAAGGAGUUCCACUUCAACCGCUAUCUGACCCGCCGGCGGCGGAUCGAGAUCGCGCACGCCCUGUGCCUCUCGGAGAGACAGAUCAAGAUCUGGUUCCAGAACCGCAGAUGAAGUGGAAGAAGGACAACAAGCUGAAGAGCAUGAGCAUGGCGGCCGCGGGCGGCGCAGCAGGAGGAGGAUACAGGCCUUG
Messenger RNA from Entelurus aequoreus (snake pipefish), 806 nucleotides. Its product is annotated as homeobox protein Hox-A5-like. The transcript has 2 exons. Gene Ontology annotation, cellular component: nucleus. The record is from RefSeq and is a predicted model, not a curated record. Bases 26 to 727 code for a protein of 233 amino acids. Gene Ontology annotation, molecular function: DNA-binding transcription factor activity, RNA polymerase II-specific; RNA polymerase II cis-regulatory region sequence-specific DNA binding. Gene Ontology annotation, biological process: anterior/posterior pattern specification; regulation of transcription by RNA polymerase II. NCBI's taxonomy places the organism in Eukaryota, Metazoa, Chordata, Actinopteri, Syngnathiformes, Syngnathidae.